This is a messenger RNA of Polypterus senegalus (gray bichir), 1648 nucleotides long. Its product is annotated as hydroxycarboxylic acid receptor 2-like. Lineage: Eukaryota; Metazoa; Chordata; Cladistia; Polypteriformes; Polypteridae. Bases 55 to 1041 code for a protein of 328 amino acids. Gene Ontology annotation, cellular component: membrane. The record is from RefSeq and is a predicted model, not a curated record. The transcript has a single exon. Gene Ontology annotation, molecular function: G protein-coupled receptor activity. Gene Ontology annotation, biological process: G protein-coupled receptor signaling pathway.
GAAAUCUGAGGGCACCUCUAAUAUUCUGAAGAACGUCUGUUUUUGUGUUCAGCCAUGUCCGUCCAGAAUAACACAACUCACUGCUUGAUCCAACAAACCAAUGCAGCCAUUAUCGUGACCCCUGUACUCAUCAUAGAGUUCAUAUUUGGGAUGCCUGGGAAUGCAAUGGCUCUCUGGAUCUUUGGCUCCUCCCUGAAAAAACGGAAGCCCCUCACCGUCUAUCUGCUGAACCUAGUGCUGGCUGACCUACUGCUUAUCAUCUCCCUGCCCUUCAGGAUUGACAGCAACAUGAGGAAAGAGCACUGGAUCUUUGAAGACAUUUUUUGUCGGAUUAAUCUUUUCACGCUGGCUCUGAACCGCUCCGCCAGCAUUGGAUUCAUGACUCUAGUGGCAGUCGAUCGCUACUUCAAGAUUGUCUUACCACACCACCGGCUCAAUCGCCUGUCCAUCAAGUAUUCUGUUGCCAUUUCGUUUAUUGUGUGGGCACUGGUCUUGGCGUUGAGGUGUCCAUUAUUAAGCAAGAAUCAUAUUUAUGUCAGCGGCAAUAUGUCUCUAUGCCGGAGUUUUAGCCACACAAUUGACUUGACUUUUGAAAAGAAGCUGCACUAUGGGGUCUACAUUCUUGAAUUCUUCAUACCAUUUGGCAUCCUGAUUUUCUGCACCUUUAGGAUCAUAUGGAUACUGAAGUUUCGCCAGUUAGACAAGUCAAACAAGGUCCAGAAGGCUAUUAAGGUGCUUGUGCUCAUUUUACUAUGCUUCACCAUCUGCUUCCUACCAGGCAUUCUGUCAGGACUGACUGCCCUUCUGAUCAUAAAGUUCUUCCCAAGUGCCUGCAAGGCUUAUAACAUCUCUGCCAUGCUCUUCAGCGUCUCCAUCGCUUUUACGUACCUAAACAGCGUCCUGGAUCCAAUCAUCUACUGCUUCUCUAGCUCUUUGUUCUUAAAUGCGUUGAAGAAGUCGAUCAAUUCAAUGGGACUCUGUCAACUCGAUGUAGAAAGAAAACCUAUUUAUGGCACUGACAGUGACAGGAAUACCUCGUGAGUUCCUUCCCUUGUGUCAGAAACUGCUGUGAUGCUGGGCUGCAUCAUAAUGAUUGGUAUGAAGAGAACAGUGACACAAUGACCAUGAUGGGGGUCUCCUGGCACUUGCAUCACUUCCUGCUUUUUCUGAUAUUUGCAUUACAAUCUUGACCCAGCAGCCAGGAGAGUCCUGCUCCUUUAUAUGUCCUUGAGUGUUGUCACCUGUUGCUAUAGUAACUGCUGUGAUGAUUUUGCAUCCCGAUAAUAAUCAAUAUGGUCUUAUCCCUUGGUGUAGCAUCUGAGUGCACAAAAUUCAGCCACGAGGUUUGAACCCAAUGAUAAAUAUCAUAUAAAAUAAACACUGCUAAGUGAAACAUCCUGCACAAUCCUCCAUGAUAUGAGACAGCGUCUGAGUGGGCACAGCAAACUGCAGAGGGGUAGUGUGACCACCUGGCCUGAGUCCUCUGGUCUCUGGCAUUGAAGUUUCUACAAGGACACGGACUGCUAAAUUAAUGUUUCUUUGUUUUGUUGUUGUCUGCUUUGUUAUCACCUGCCUAUAAAGACAUGAAGUACUAUAGAUCAAGUUUGUGUUUCCAUGUCGCCUGUUCAAACUAUGCAGCCAGUACACA